This is a messenger RNA of Sinocyclocheilus rhinocerous, 1722 nucleotides long. Its product is annotated as cbp/p300-interacting transactivator 1-like. Bases 298 to 756 code for a protein of 152 amino acids. The transcript is spliced from 3 exons. Gene Ontology annotation, cellular component: nucleus. Gene Ontology annotation, molecular function: transcription coactivator activity. Gene Ontology annotation, biological process: regulation of DNA-templated transcription. Lineage: Eukaryota; Metazoa; Chordata; Actinopteri; Cypriniformes; Cyprinidae. The record is from RefSeq and is a predicted model, not a curated record.
UCGUAUGGAUACUCAGGAAUUUGACGACAUAUAAAACACAUUUCACAGUUUCCAUGAAAACUUUAAAGCAAAAUGACGGGAAACAUUUAUGUAACUUCACGUCCAGAGUCGACUGCGUGUCUGUCUUUUCCAAAUACAGCAGCACCUUAUUUCAACGGCUUUAUUUGCAUGCAGUACAUUCUCAACGCAUAUAGUCAUUUCUAUAAAUUAUUAAAAAAAAGUCGUGUUCUUUAGUCAUACUGGAUUCGCAACACGAACCCAAGUUGACCGCUUCUCCUAUAAAGGUGUGUCCAUCUAAUGAGCCUCCUGCGUUCUAGUGCUACCAUGAAGGAUCGUGACUCUCUCUCUCUCCUGCACUACUCUGGUUCAGGCAAGACGAGCCCUCCGUUCCCUUCCGCUGCCCUCCAUCCCAGCUCCCCCGUGUUGGGAAAACCCCAGCCUUUCUGCCUGCAGUCCGGCCAGCAUCUCAUAGCCUCCAUGCAGCUCCAGAAACUCAACAGCCACUAUCAGAAUCUGUCCUCUGCAGCCACAACCGGACCCGGUAGAGGGUACGGAGCCACCAUGCUGGGCCCAGGACAGAUCAGCACCCCUGGGGCUUCACAGGCACCUGGGAUCAUUGAUUCUGAUCCGGUCGAUGAGGAAGUUCUGAUGUCGCUUGUGGUGGAGCUGGGUUUGGACCGUGCCAAUGAGCUUCCAGAGCUAUGGCUGGGUCAGAACGAGUUUGACUUCAUCGCGGAUGUGCCGGCUGGCUGCUGAAAAAUACCCAAAUCUCCCUCGGCCUUCAAAAUCAAAGUGUCCAAAUAAUGGCAAUUAAAUAUGCCUAUGAAGAGAACAUUUAACUGUCAAGAGCUGUUAUUUACAGUUUUGGAGGGCAGACUAAUGUAGGUUUGCUCUUAUGUGAGCUAUAGACUCUCAGAAGAAUUUCAGAAGUCAAGAGGACUAAGCCACAGACUAAAAUGGCCAUCCUUUCCCCCUGCCUUAAAGCUGUCUACAUUUCCAAAUCUCAUUCACACCCUUAUGAAAUCCACAUCAUGAUAUGUGGAAUGGAUUUGAAAAGUCACCUCACCGUGAGGUUGGUGGAAGAAGAGAUAUACAGCAAAUAUGGUUAGUAGAGAACAAAGGUUUUCGGCUACCCUUGCCUGCUGGCUGCCGGUUGCUCUGACUUUCAGCCCCUAUUUGGACUAACGGCCGGAUGGUAUUACAAGUGUGUAAUGGAAGGUGGUUUUGAAAUUGGUGCGCUCAGCGGAGCCCCUCCAUCAUUCAAGAGAUUCCCUCGAGAAGCCGAGUCAUCGCAAGCUUCGCUGGUCACAGAGGAACUCGACCUGGCUGAACGUUUUCCGUGGUUAAAUAUAUUAAUGAGACGUGUCUGUUUACCCCACAAUUCAGGCUGUGUGGUCUGAUAGCCUUAUUUUUAUAUGUUAGGUUGUUUUUUUUCUAGAGAUAAUUGGUUCAUGCACUUAAAUGUCAAUGUUAAUUAAAAUAAGAGUAUUGCCUACUGUCUUUUUUCCCCCUCUAAAUUUAAAUUGACUAAUUCAGUUCUGUUCUCUCUUUUUGUUUUUGGGUCUUGUAGGCUGUAAGAAUAAAACAAGUUAAUUGUAAUGUAGAUCUGUGCAGGUCUUCUCCAAAAUCCAGAAAUAUGUUAGACAUUUUACAUGCUUAAAAUGCAUUCAAUUUCAAAGUCCAGUGAAAGAGGACUUUGUCAGAUAUUCUGUCUGUCAUUUU